AUGAGCCAUGCAACAAAUCUAUCCAAAAAUAAUACUGAAAUUAAUUUCAGUAUUAAAAUAGUCACAUCAAACAGCUUCGAUUUAAAAGAUGGAUCUUUUGCAUUUAAUUUGCCUAGAGAAGUGACGCUUGAAGAAAUUCGGGACAAUCUCAUGAGAAGAAAGGAUGCACUUCAUAUGGGUUCAAAUUGUUAUUUUUUAGAUAAAAAUUAUAAUCGAAUUUCUCCUAACGAUGAGUCAAACACUAAAUUAUGUGAGAUAUUGAAACUCCUUAAUAAUGAAACUAUUUUGUAUAUAAUCCAAACAACAGAGUAUGAUUGGACUCAACUAAUCAUGAAAUGUGAAUAUGGGUUUACAUUUGACGAAGACAAUAAGUUCAUUAAAGAUGCCACUAAAUCUGCAUUUAAGAUCAACGUAAACGAAAUUCAAAAAUUAGAUUUGGUAAAUAAAUAUUUUGAAGAGGAAAAGGAAUGCAAUCAUAAACUUGAAGCUUUUUGUGAAAGAAAUCUCAUAUCAGGUGGAAGUUUUUCGGCAAAAUCACUUUGGCUUUCCAUAUCUCUUGGAUUAUCACAAGAAUAUUCUAAACAAAUGCUUAGUAAUCGUGAAGAAUUUACUAAAUAUUCUCAUCAAAAAUGGAAAAAGGCAAUAGUUAUCCUUCAAAAAUCAUGCAUUUCACUAACUGAAAAGUUUAUUAAUGCUGUUAAAGACGCAUUGGCUAUGAGCACUGAACCAAAAAGCUCGAAAGCCUUCAAGAAAUAUCAAAAAAAAUAUGGCCAAUUCUAUGCGCGCAGCUUUGCGUUCGGAGGCGCAAUAGUUAAGGAAAAAACAUAUACCAGUAACUCAAGUAGGUAUCAUGAUGAACAAUCUCAUGUUAAGCAUUAA
Racocetra persica is the source of this 879-nucleotide messenger RNA. NCBI's taxonomy places the organism in Eukaryota, Fungi, Glomeromycota, Glomeromycetes, Diversisporales, Gigasporaceae. The record is from the annotation of a GenBank genome assembly.